CAGACAGGUAUUUCCUCAGAGGCAGGUUGUUCGGUAGUUUCUACCGGACUUCCAGAAGAUGGGCACAGGUGGUGGGAUACGAAUACCACUAUGGAUAUCAAUACUAGCACUUGCCUUCAUACAGAUCAAAGUUCAAGCUCAGGAUGUUGAUCCACAAACAAAAUCAAACUAUGUUUCCCCGUCCAUCCUGCAGCGACAAAAACGUGUUCCACCGUCUUCGAAAUCACAAGAAGUGACAAUCAUUCCACCUUUUCAAAACACAUUGAAAUUAAAGGCUGGCAACCCCUCUCACAAUGGCCGUGUGUGCAGCACGUGGGGUAACUUCCACUUCAAGACCUUUGAUGGGGACAUCUUUUACUUCCCUGGGAUCUGCAAUUACAUCUUUGCAUCCAACUGCAAAUCUCCCUAUGAGGACUUCAACAUCCAGAUUAGGCGUACCAUGGUGGAAAAUGCUACCAUAAUCACUAAUGUCAUCAUGAAGCUGGAUGGAAUAGUGAUUGAACUGACCCGUGGCUCUGUCCUGCUUGAUGGCAAACUGGUUCAGAUGCCCUACAGCCAUAUGGGAGUCUUGAUAGAGAAAAGUAACAACUAUUUGAAAGUUUCCGCCAAGUUAGGACUGACCUUCCUUUGGAAUGAAGAGGAUGCCCUCCUGGUGGAACUAGAUAAGAAAUACGCCAAUCAAACUUGUGGUCUUUGUGGGGACUUCAAUGGAAUUCCAAUUAGCAAUGAAUUUAUUUCAGAGAAUACGAAACUGACUCCCAUACAGUUUGGGAAUAGGCAGAAGAUGGAUGGGCCCACAGAGCAGUGUGAUGAUCCUAUUCCUCCCACUCUCCUUGUGAACUGCUCGGCUGAAUUUGCUUCUAUCUGUGAGACAGUAUUAACCAGUAAAGCAUUUACAAGCUGUAAUGUACUUGUGAAUGUUCAGGACUACAUUGAAACCUGCAUACAAGACCUGUGCCACUGUGACAGCUCUAUGGCUGACUUCUGCAUGUGCAACACCUUUGCUGAAUACUCCAGGCAGUGUGCUCAUGCAGGUGGACAGCCUCUGAACUGGAGAACCUCAGAACUGUGUCCCAAAUUGUGUCCUUUCAACAUGCAAUACCAGGAGUGUGGCUCCCCCUGCUCUGACACAUGCAGCAACCCAGAACGAUCUGCACUUUGUGAGGAUCAUUGUACAGAUGGCUGCGUCUGUCCUCCAGGAAUGGUAUUUGAUGACAUUAAUGGCGCUGGCUGUGUUCCCCGUAAAGAAUGCCACUGUACCUAUGAAGGUGAAAUUUAUGCUCCUGGUGCCUCUUUCUCAUCUAAAUGCAGAUCAUGCACCUGUACUGGAGGUGAAUGGUCUUGUGUGAGCCAGUCAUGCCUUGGGACUUGCAGCAUUGAAGGAGGCUCCCACAUUUCAACAUUUGAUGAAAAAUUUUAUUCCUUCUUUGGAGACUGUAGCUAUGUCCUAACCAAGCUCUGUGACAGCAAUGAAUUCACUGUUCUGGGUGAUAUCCAGAAGUGUGGCCUGACUGACACUGAGACAUGCCUCAAGGGUAUAGCCAUCAGCCUAAGUGGAGGCCAAACUAACAUUGUGAUCCAGCCUUCUGGCAGUGUAUUUGUGAAUAUGAUUUACACACAGCUGCCAUUCUCUGCAGCAAAUGUCACCAUCUUCAGACCAUCAUCUUUCUUCAUAAUUUUGCAAACAACCUUUGGUCUUCAGCUACAGGUUCAGCUUGUGCCUCUCAUGCAACUUUUUAUAGACUUAGACCCAUCACAUAAAGGACGUACCUGUGGUCUCUGCGGAAACUUCAAUGACAUGCAGACAGAUGAUUUCAAAACCACCAGUGGUGUAAUAGAGGGUACCUCAGCUGCCUUUGGCAAUACUUGGAAAACUCGGGCUGAUUGUCCUGAUGCCAAAAAUACCUUUGAGAACCCCUGUACUGUCAGCAUACAAAAUGACCAGUAUGCUCAACACUGGUGUGGGCUGCUCUCUGAUACUAUGGGACCUUUUGCUGAGUGUCACUCAACAGUGAAUCCAGAAGUUUAUGAGAAGAACUGCAUGUUUGACACAUGCAACUGCGAGAAGAGUGAGGACUGCAUGUGUGCUGCCCUUUCCAGCUAUGUCAGGGCCUGUGCCGCUAAAGGAGUUCUCCUCACUGGAUGGAGAAGCAAAGCCUGCACAAAAUACACCACCUUGUGUCCAAAAUCCUUGAAGUACAUGGACAAUGUUGAUGCCUGUCAACCCACCUGCCGGUCUCUGAGUGAGCCUGAUGUCACAUGCAGCAUCAAGUUUGUCCCAGUUGAUGGCUGCACCUGCAUAAAUGGAACCUAUAUGGAUGAAAGUGGCAAAUGUGUGCCUGCUUCUAGCUGUCCUUGCUACUACAAAGGAAUGCCUCUGUCUUCUGGAGAAGUGGUUCAUGAUAAUGGUGUUGUCUGCACUUGCACUUACGGAAAGCUGAGCUGCAUUGGAGAGAAACCUGAACCAGUCUGUGUACCUCCCAUGGUCUACAUUGACUGUGGCAAUGUCACUACAGACGUGGUAGGAGCAGGAUGCCAGAAGAGCUGUCAGACUCUAGAUAUGGAAUGUUACAGAACCCACUGUGUCUCUGGCUGUGUAUGUCCUCAUAACCAAGUGUUAGAUGGCAAAGGUAGCUGUAUAGCUCCAGAAGACUGUCCAUGUAUUCACAAUGGGAAUUCCUACAGUCCAGGAGAAUCAAUCAGAGUUGGCUGUAACAACUGCACAUGCAGAAACAGAAAAUGGCACUGCUCCCAGGAACCUUGCCUGGAAACCUGUUCUGUUUAUGGAGAUGGGCAUUACACCACCUUUGAUGGCAAACGCUUUGAUUUUGAAGGAGACUGUGAAUAUGUUCUGAUCCAGAACUACUGUGGUCAACAAGGUGUGAAUCAGGGAACCUUCAGAGUUAUCACUGAGAAUAUUCCAUGCGGCACUACAGGAACCACCUGUUCUAAGUCUAUUAAAGUUUUUCUGGGGAACUAUGAACUGGUACUCAGUGAUGGACACUCUGAUGUCAUUCAAAGGACGCCUGGAGGAAAAAUGCCAUUCCAAAUCCGUUCCAUGGGCAUUUACCUGGUGGUUGACACUACUGUUGGCCUGAUACUCAUGUGGGACAAGAAAACCAGUAUAUUCAUCAAACUUAGUCCCAGCUUUCAGGGAAAUGUCUGUGGACUUUGUGGAAACUAUGAUGGCAAUGGAAAUAAUGACUUCACUACUCGUAGUCAGUCUGUAGUAGGAAAUGUGCUGGAGUUUGCCAAUAGCUGGAAAGUGUCUUCUAGUUGCCCAAAUGCCAGUCCUACCAAGGAUCCAUGCACUGCGAACCCAUACAGGAAAGCCUGGGCACAGAAGCAAUGCAGCAUCAUUACCAGUGAAGUGUUUGCGAAAUGUCACUCCCAGGUUGAACCAAAUGAAUAUUAUCAAGCAUGCGUGGAUGAUGCUUGUGCCUGUGACACUGGAGGAGAUUGUGAAUGUUUCUGUACAGCAGUAGCUGCCUAUGCUCAAGCGUGCAAUGAGCUGGACAUCUGCAUUUCAUGGAGAACCCCGUCUAUUUGUCCUCUGUUCUGUGAUUACUACAAUCCACAAGGCGAAUGUGAGUGGCACUACAAACCAUGUGGAGCCCCAUGUAUGAAGACCUGCAAUAAUCCAAGCGGGAACUGCCUUCAUGAGUUGAGAGGUUUGGAAGGUUGCUAUCCACACUGUCCAAAGAAUAAGCCCUAUUUUGAUGAAGAAACCAUGACUUGUGUUUCUAAUUGUGGUUGUUUUGAAAAUGGAAAAAAUUACAAACCAGGAAUGCAGAUGCCUUCAAAGCAGAAUUGUCAAUCAUGUGAAUGCACAAAUUAUGGAAAAAAAUGCAAAUAUGAUGAACAUGAAUGUGUCUGCGUUUAUGAGGGACAGAAAUACAACUAUGAAGAUGUGAUCUAUAAUACUACAGAUGGCACAGGAGGGUGUAUUGUUGCAACCUGUGGUUCCAACGGAACGCUUCAAAGGGUUGUCUAUGAAUGUCCAAUCUCAACAACACCCAUGACGGCAACAACAUUUCACUUCAGCACUACACCACCUGCCACUACUUCCACAGUGUCACCAACUACAUCAGUAUGUGUUCAUGAAGUCUGUGAAUGGUCAGAAUGGUAUGACGGAAGCCUGCAAAUCCCUGGCUAUGAUGGUGGAGAUUUUGAAACCUUUGAUGAUUUGAGAUCUAAAGGUUACGAAGUCUGUAAAGCUCCACGGGCUGUUCAAUGCAGAGCAGAGAAAUUCCCGGAUAUACCUCUGAAAGACCUUGGCCAAAAAGUAGAAUGCAGUAAAACAACUGGGCUUAUAUGUUACAACAAGGAUCAAAUUUCCAUGAUGUGCAACAACUAUGAAAUCAGAAUCUUAUGCUGUGUUUUUGUACCAUGUUCUUACACGACACAUUCAGAAAAUACAUCAUUUUCAGUGACCACAACAUCACCAGCUAUUACAACUUCAGAGAGUACAACAUUCAUACCUUCAGCCACUAAAGAAGAAACCACAACUACAACUGAAAUGACAAAGCCUGUCACCACUUCUCCAUCAACAACAUCCCUUUGCACUAAAGAAGAAUGUUACUGGUCAAUGUGGUAUGAUGCCAGUUAUCCAGGGUCUGGAUACAAUGAUGGAGAUUUUGAUACAAUUCAGAACAUUGAAAAAAAGGGAUACAAAGUUUGUGACAACAGAAAGGAAGUCCAAUGCAGAGCAGUAAGGUUUCCUAAUACACCAUAUCCACUACUGGAGCAAAACAUAACAUGUAAUAAAGAGGAAGGACUCAUAUGCUACAAUAAAGAUCAAUUACCACCCAUCUGCUAUAAUUAUAAAAUACGAUUUAAAUGCUGUAAAAACGUAAGAGUACCGUGCCAUACAACUGCAGCACCCCAUACAACAAGAAUAUCAACAAGUACAUCGAUUUCUUCGACAACUCCAAGUACAUCACCCACGGAAGAAUCAACCACACCACACUUACAAACCAAACAUAAGACAACCACAACAUCAAUGACACAACCAGAAACACAAUAUAUACAUACAAGAACAACAACACAACCAAUAACACAAACACAAACUGAAACAACAACAAGCAUAUCCAUGCCCAGCGUGAGCAGCACCACAACACACUCCACCACGGCCUGUGAACCCGAAGUCUGCUCCUGGAGCGAAUGGAUCGACGUUGACGUCCCCUCCUCGGGGCCCAACCAGGGAGACUUUGAAACCUACCAGCGAAUCCGAGCUGCCGGCAUGGAAGUCUGUCAACAUCCAAAGGAAAUUGAGUGCCAGGCGGAGGACUACCCCGAAGUUCCCAUCCAAAACGUCGGACAGGUCGUGCAAUGCGACGUCCACUUUGGGCUGGUCUGCAAGAACGAGGACCAGACUGGCAAAUUUAAGAUGUGCCUCAACUACAGGAUCCGCGUCCGCUGCUGCCGGCCAAACUACAAUUGCCCUGCCAUCAGCCCCCUGUACACCACCAGCCCCACCACCACCACCACCCAGAGCACUCCAACCUCCACCACAGUCACCACCUCCACCUCCACGGCCUACUCCUCCACCACGCUGCCCACCUCCUCAGAAACCACAUCGCAAACCUACACCAGCACCACCAGCACUACCAGCCCCACGUCGACACCUACAAUAUACAUCCCCAGCGUGAGCUCCACCACCACCUACUCCACCACGGCCUGUGAACCCGAAGUCUGCUCCUGGAGCGAAUGGAUGGACGUUGACGUCCCCUCCUCGGGGCCCAACCAGGGAGACUUUGAAACCUACCAGCGAAUCCGAUCUGCUGGCAUGGAGGUCUGUCAACAUCCAAAGGAAAUCGAGUGCCAGGCGGAGGACUACCCCGAGGUUCCCAUCCAAAACGUCGGACAGGUCGUGCAAUGCGACGUCCACUUUGGGCUGGUCUGCAAGAACGAGGACCAGACUGGCAAAUUUAAGAUGUGCCUCAACUACAGGAUCCGCGUCCGCUGCUGCCGGCCAAACUACAAUUGCCCUGCCAUCAGCCCCCUGUACACCACCAGCCCCACCACCACCACCACCCAGAGCACUCCAACCUCCACCACAGUCACCACCUCCACCUCCACGGCCUACUCCUCCACCACGCUGCCCACCUCCUCAGAAACCACAUCGCAAACCUACACCAGCACCACCAGCCCCACGCCGACACCUACAAUAUACAUCCCCAGCGUGAGCUCCACCACCACCUACUCCACCACGGCCUGUGAACCCGAAGUCUGCUCCUGGAGCGAAUGGAUCGACGUUGACGUCCCCUCCUCGGGGCCCAACCAGGGAGACUAUGAAACCUACCAGCGAAUCCGAGCUGCCGGCAUGGAGGUCUGUCAACAUCCAAAGGAAAUCGAGUGCCAGGCGGAGGACUACCCCGAGGUUCCCAUCCAAAACGUCGGACAGGUCGUGCAAUGCGACGUCCACUUUGGGCUGGUCUGCAAGAACGAGGACCAGACUGGCAAAUUUAAGAUGUGCCUCAACUACAGGAUCCGCGUCCGCUGCUGCCGGCCAAACUACAAUUGCCCUGCCAUCAGCCCCCUGUACACCACCAGCCCCACCACCACCACCACCCAGAGCACUCCAACCUCCACCACAGUCACCACCUCCACCUCCACGGCCUACUCCUCCACCACGCUGCCCACCUCCUCAGAAACCACAUCGCAAACCUACACCAGCACCACCAGCCCCACGCCGACACCUACAAUAUACAUCCCCAGCGUGAGCUCCACCACCACCUACUCCACCACGGCCUGUGAACCCGAAGUCUGCUCCUGGAGCGAAUGGAUCGACGUCGACGUCCCCUCCUCGGGGCCCAACCAGGGAGACUUUGAAACCUACCAGCGAAUCCGAGCUGCCGGCAUGGAAGUCUGUCAACAUCCAAAGGAAAUCGAGUGCCAGGCGGAGGACUACCCCGAGGUUCCCAUCCAAAACGUCGGACAGGUCGUGCAAUGCGACGUCCACUUUGGGCUGGUCUGCAAGAACGAGGACCAGACUGGCAAAUUUAAGAUGUGCCUCAACUACAGGAUCCGCGUCCGCUGCUGCCGGCCAAACUACAAUUGCCCUGCCAUCAGCCCCCUGUACACCACCAGCCCCACCACCACCACCACCCAGAGCACACCAACCUCCACCACAGUCACCCCCUCCACCUCCACGGCCUACUCCUCCACCACGCUGCCCACCUCCUCAGAAACCACAUCGCAAACCUACACCAGCACCACCAGCCCCACGCCGACACCUACAAUAUACAUCCCCAGCGUGAGCUCCACCACCACCUACUCCACCACGGCCUGUGAACCCGAAGUCUGCUCCUGGAGCAAAUGGAUCGACGUCGACUUCCCCUCCUCGGGGCCCAACCAGGGAGACUUUGAAACCUACCAGCGAAUCCGAGCUGCCGGCAUGGAAGUCUGUCAACAUCCAAAGGAAAUCGAGUGCCAGGCCGAGGACUACCCCGAGGUUCCCAUCCAAAACGUCGGACAGGUCGUGCAAUGCGACGUCCACUUUGGGCUGGUCUGCAAGAACGAGGACCAGACUGGCAAAUUUAAGAUGUGCCUCAACUACAGGAUCCGCGUCCGCUGCUGCCGGCCAAACUACAAUUGCCCUGCCAUCAGCCCCCUGUACACCACCAGCCCCACCACCACCACCACCCAGAGCACUCCAACCUCCACCACAGUCACCACCUCCACCUCCACGGCCUACUCCUCCACCACGCUGCCCACCUCCUCAGAAACCACAUCGCAAACCUACACCAGCACCACCAGCCCCACGCCGACACCUACAAUAUACAUCCCCAGCGUGAGCUCCACCACCACCUACUCCACCACGGCCUGUGAACCCGAAGUCUGCUCCUGGAGCGAAUGGAUCGACGUCGAUGUCCCCUCCUCGGGGCCCAACCAGGGAGACUUUGAAACCUACCAGCGAAUCCGAGCUGCCGGCAUGGAAGUCUGUCAACAUCCAAAGGAAAUCGAGUGCCAGGCCGAGGACUACCCCGAGGUUCCCAUCCAAAACGUCGGACAGGUCGUGCAAUGCGACGUCCACUUUGGGCUGGUCUGCAAGAACGAGGACCAGACUGGCAAAUUUAAGAUGUGCCUCAACUACAGGAUCCGCGUCCGCUGCUGCCGGCCAAACUACAAUUGCCCUGCCAUCAGCCCCCUGUACACCACCAGCCCCACCACCACCACCACCCAGAGCACUCCAACCUCCACCACAGUCACCACCUCCACCUCCACGGCCUACUCCUCCACCACGCUGCCCACCUCCUCAGAAACCACAUCGCAAACCUACACCAGCACCACCAGCCCCACGCCGACAUCUACAAUAUACAUCCCCAGCGUGAGCUCCACCACCACUUACUCCACCACGGCCUGUGAACCCGAAGUCUGCUCCUGGAGCGAAUGGAUCGACGUUGACGUCCCCUCCUCGGGGCCCAACCAGGGAGACUUUGAAACCUACCAGCGAAUCCGAGCUGCCGGCAUGGAAGUCUGUCAACAUCCAAAGGAAAUCGAGUGCCAGGCGGAGGACUACCCCGAGGUUCCCAUCCAAAACGUCAGACAGGUCGUGCAAUGCGACGUCCACUUUGGGCUGGUCUGCAAGAACGAGGACCAGACUGGCAAAUUUAAGAUGUGCCUCAACUACAGGAUCCGCGUCCGCUGCUGCCGGCCAAACUACAAUUGCCCUGCCAUCAGCCCCCUGUACACCACCAGCCCCACCACCACCACCACCCAGAGCACUCCAACCUCCACCACAGUCACCACCUCCACCUCCACGGCCUACUCCUCCACCAUGCUGCCCACCUCCUCAGAAACCACAUCGCAAACCUACACCAGCACCACCAGCCCCACGCCGACACCUACAAUAUACAUCCCCAGCGUGAGCUCCACCACCACCUACUCCACCACGGCCUGUGAACCCGAAGUCUGCUCCUGGAGCGAAUGGAUCGACGUUGACGUCCCCUCCUCGGGGCCCAACCAGGGAGACUUUGAAACCUACCAGCGAAUCCGAGCUGCCGGCAUGGAAGUCUGUCAACAUCCAAAGGAAAUCGAGUGCCAGGCGGAGGACUACCCCGAGGUUCCCAUCCAAAACGUCGGACAGGUCGUGCAAUGCGACGUCCACUUUGGGCUGGUCUGCAAGAACGAGGACCAGACUGGCAAAUUUAAGAUGUGCCUCAACUACAGGAUCCGCGUCCGCUGCUGCCGGCCAAACUACAAUUGCCCUGCCAUCAGCCCCCUGUACACCACCAGCCCCACCACCACCACCACCCAGAGCACUCCAACCUCCACCACAGUCACCACCUCCACCUCCACGGCCUACUCCUCCACCACGCUGCCCACCUCCUCAGAAACCACAUCGCAAACCUACACCAGCACCACCAGCCCCACGCCGACACCUGCAAUAUACAUCCCCAGCGUGAGCUCCACCACCACCUACUCCACCACGGCCUGUGAACCCGAAGUCUGCUCCUGGAGCGAAUGGAUCGACGUUGACGUCCCCUCCUCGGGGCCCAACCAGGGAGACUUUGAAACCUACCAGCAAAUCCGAGCUGCCGGCAUGGAAGUCUGUCAACAUCCAAAGGAAAUCGAGUGCCAGGCGGAGGACUACCCCGAGGUUCCCAUCCAAAACGUCGGACAGGUCGUGCAAUGCGACGUCCACUUUGGGCUGGUCUGCAAGAACGAGGACCAGACUGGCAAAUUUAAGAUGUGCCUCAACUACAGGAUCCGCGUCCGCUGCUGCCGGCCAAACUACAAUUGCCCUGCCAUCAGCCCCCUGUACACCACCAGCCCCACCACCACCACCACCCAGAGCACUCCAACCUCCACCACAGUCACCACCUCCACCUCCACGGCCUACUCCUCCACCACGCUGCCCACCUCCUCAGAAACCACAUCGCAAACCUACACCAGCACCACCAGCACUACCAGCCCCACGCCGACACCUACAAUAUACAUCCCCAGCGUGAGCUCCACCACCACCUACUCCACCACGGCCUGUGAACCCGAAGUCUGCUCCUGGAGCGAAUGGAUCGACGUUGACUUCCCCUCCUCGGGGCCCAACCAGGGAGACUUUGAAACCUACCAGCGAAUCCGAUCUGCUGGCAUGGAGGUCUGUCAACAUCCAAAGGAAAUCGAGUGCCAGGCGGAGGACUACCCGGAGGUUCCCAUCCAAAACGUCGGACAGGUCGUGCAAUGCGACGUCCACUUUGGGCUGGUCUGCAAGAACGAGGACCAGACUGGCAAAUUUAAGAUGUGCCUCAACUACAGGAUCCGCGUCCGCUGCUGCCGGCCAAACUACAAUUGCCCUGCCAUCAGCCCCCUGUACACCACCAGCCCCACCACCACCACCACCCAGAGCACUCCAACCUCCACCACAGUCACCACCUCCACCUCCACGGCCUACUCCUCCACCACGCUGCCCACCUCCUCAGAAACCACAUCACAAACCUACACCAGCACCACCAGCCCCACGCCGACACCUACAAUAUACAUCCCCAGUGUGAGCUCCACCACCACCUACUCCACCACGGCCUGUGAACCCGAAGUCUGCUCCUGGAGCGAAUGGAUCGACGUUGACGUCCCCUCCUCGGGGCCCAACCAGGGAGACUUUGAAACCUACCAGCGAAUCCGAUCUGCUGGCAUGGAGGUCUGUCAACAUCCAAAGGAAAUCGAGUGCCAGGCGGAGGACUACCCGGAGGUUCCCAUCCAAAACGUCGGACAGGUCGUGCAAUGCGACGUCCACUUUGGGCUGGUCUGCAAGAACGAGGACCAGACUGGCAAAUUUAAGAUGUGCCUCAACUACAGGAUCCGCGUCCGCUGCUGCCGGCCAAACUACAAUUGCCCUGCCAUCAGCCCCCUGUACACCACCAGCCCCACCACCACCACCACCCAGAGCACUCCAACCUCCACCACAGUCACCACCUCCACCUCCACGGCCUACUCCUCCACCACGCUGCCCACCUCCUCAGAAACCACAUCGCAAACCUACACCAGCACCACCAGCCCCACGCCGACACCUACAAUAUACAUCCCCAGCGUGAGCUCCACCACCACCUACUCCACCACGGCCUGUGAACCCGAAGUCUGCUCCUGGAGCGAAUGGAUCGACGUUGACUUCCCCUCCUCGGGGCCCAACCAGGGAGACUUUGAAACCUACCAGCGAAUCCGAGCUGCCGGCAUGGAAGUCUGUCAACAUCCAAAGGAAAUCGAGUGCCAGGCGGAGGACUACCCCGAGGUUCCCAUCCAAAACGUCGGACAGGUCGUGCAAUGCGACGUCCACUUUGGGCUGGUCUGCAAGAACGAGGACCAGACUGGCAAAUUUAAGAUGUGCCUCAACUACAGGAUCCGCGUCCGCUGCUGCCGGCCAAACUACAAUUGCCCUGCCAUCAGCCCCCUGUACACCACCAGCCCCACCACCACCACCACCCAGAGCACUCCAACCUCCACCACAGUCACCACCUCCACCUCCACAGCCUACUCCUCCACCACGCUGCCCACCUCCUCAGAAACCACAUCGCAAACCUACACCAGCACCACCAGCACUACCAGCCCCACGCCGACACCUACAAUAUACAUCCCCAGCGUGAGCUCCACCACCACCUACUCCACCACGGCCUGUGAACCCGAAGUCUGCUCCUGGAGCGAAUGGAUCGACGUUGACUUCCCCUCCUCGGGGCCCAACCAGGGAGACUUUGAAACCUACCAGCGAAUCCGAUCUGCUGGCAUGGAGGUCUGUCAACAUCCAAAGGAAAUCGAGUGCCAGGCGGAGGACUACCCCGAGGUUCCCAUCCAAAACGUCGGACAGGUCGUGCAAUGCGACGUCCACUUUGGGCUGGUCUGCAAGAACGAGGACCAGACUGGCAAAUUUAAGAUGUGCCUCAACUACAGGAUCCGCGUCCGCUGCUGCCGGCCAAACUACAAUUGCCCUGCCAUCAGCCCCCUGUACACCACCAGCCCCACCACCACCACCACCCAGAGCACUCCAACCUCCACCACAGUCACCACCUCCACCUCCACGGCCUACUCCUCCACCACGCUGCCCACCUCCUCAGAAACCACAUCGCAAACCUACACCAGCACCACCAGCCCCACGCCGACACCUACAAUAUACAUCCCCAGCGUGAGCUCCACCACCACCUACUCCACCACGGCCUGUGAACCCGAAGUCUGCUCCUGGAGCGAAUGGAUCGACGUCGACGUCCCCUCCUCGGGGCCCAACCAGGGAGACUUUGAAACCUACCAGCGAAUCCGAGCUGCCGGCAUGGAAGUCUGUCAACAUCCAAAGGAAAUCGAGUGCCAGGCGGAGGACUACCCGGAGGUUCCCAUCCAAAACGUCGGACAGGUCGUGCAAUGCGACGUCCACUUUGGGCUGGUCUGCAAGAACGAGGACCAGACUGGCAAAUUUAAGAUGUGCCUCAACUACAGGAUCCGCGUCCGCUGCUGCCGGCCAAACUACAAUUGCCCUGCCAUCAGCCCCCUGUACACCACCAGCCCCACCACCACCACCACCCAGAGCACUCCAACCUCCACCACAGUCACCACCUCCACCUCCACGGCCUACUCCUCCACCACGCUGCCCACCUCCUCAGAAACCACAUCGCAAACCUACACCAGCACCACCAGCCCCACGCCGACACCUACAAUAUACAUCCCCAGCGUGAGCUCCACCACCACCUACUCCACCACGGCCUGUGAACCCGAAGUCUGCUCCUGGAGCGAAUGGAUCGACGUUGACGUCCCCUCCUCGGGGCCCAACCAGGGAGACUUUGAAACCUACCAGCGAAUCCGAGCUGCCGGCAUGGAAGUCUGUCAACAUCCAAAGGAAAUCGAGUGCCAGGCGGAGGACUACCCCGAGGUUCCCAUCCAAAACGUCGGACAGGUCGUGCAAUGCGACGUCCACUUUGGGCUGGUCUGCAAGAACGAGGACCAGACUGGCAAAUUUAAGAUGUGCCUCAACUACAGGAUCCGCGUCCGCUGCUGCCGGCCAAACUACAAUUGCCCUGCCAUCAGCCCCCUGUACACCACCAGCCUCACCACCACCACCACCCAGAGCACUCCAACCUCCACCACAGUCACCACCUCCACCUCCACGGCCUACUCCUCCACCACGCUGCCCACCUCCUCAGAAACCACAUCGCAAACCUACACCAGCACCACCAGCCCCACGCCGACACCUACAAUAUACAUCCCCAGCGUGAGCUCCACCACCACCUACUCCACCACGGCCUGUGAACCCGAAGUCUGCUCCUGGAGCGAAUGGAUCGACGUUGACUUCCCCUCCUCGGGGCCCAACCAGGGAGACUUUGAAACCUACCAGCGAAUCCGAGCUGCUGGCAUGGAGGUCUGUCAACAUCCAAAGGAAAUCGAGUGCCAGGCGGAGGACUACCCCGAGGUUCCCAUCCAAAACGUCGGACAGGUCGUGCAAUGCGACGUCCACUUUGGGCUGGUCUGCAAGAACGAGGACCAGACUGGCAAAUUUAAGAUGUGCCUCAACUACAGGAUCCGCGUCCGCUGCUGCCGGCCAAACUACAAUUGCCCUGCCAUCAGCCCCCUGUACACCACCAGCCCCACCACCACCACCACCCAGAGCACUCCAACCUCCACCACAGUCACCACCUCCACCUCCACGGCCUACUCCUCCACCACGCUGCCCACCUCCUCAGAAACCACAUCGCAAACCUACACCAGCACCACCAGCCCCACGCCGACACCUACAAUAUACAUCCCCAGCGUGAGCUCCACCACCACCUACUCCACCACGGCCUGUGAACCCGAAGUCUGCUCCUGGAGCGAAUGGAUCGACGUUGACUUCCCCUCCUCGGGGCCCAACCAGGGAGACUUUGAAACCUACCAGCGAAUCCGAGCUGCUGGCAUGGAGGUCUGUCAACAUCCAAAGGAAAUCGAGUGCCAGGCGGAGGACUACCCCGAGGUUCCCAUCCAAAACGUCGGACAGGUCGUGCAAUGCGACGUCCACUUUGGGCUGGUCUGCAAGAACGAGGACCAGACUGGCAAAUUUAAGAUGUGCCUCAACUACAGGAUCCGCGUCCGCUGCUGCCGGCCAAACUACAAUUGCCCUGCCAUCAGCCCCCUGUACACCACCAGCCCCACCACCACCACCACCCAGAGCACUCCAACCUCCACCACAGUCACCACCUUCACCUCCACGGCCUACUCCUCCACCACGCUGCCCACCUCCUCAGAAACCACAUCGCAAACCUACACCAGCACCACCAGCCCCACGCCGACACCUACAAUAUACAUCCCCAGCGUGAGCUCCACCACCACCUACUCCACCACGGCCUGUGAACCCGAAGUCUGCUCCUGGAGCGAAUGGAUCGACGUUGACGUCCCCUCCUCGGGGCCCAACCAGGGAGACUUUGAAACCUACCAGCGAAUCCGAGCUGCCGGCAUGGAAGUCUGUCAACAUCCAAAGGAAAUCGAGUGCCAGGCGGAGGACUACCCCGAGGUUCCCAUCCAAAACGUCGGACAGGUCGUGCAAUGCGACGUCCACUUUGGGCUGGUCUGCAAGAACGAGGACCAGACUGGCAAAUUUAAGAUGUGCCUCAACUACAGGAUCCGCGUCCGCUGCUGCCGGCCAAACUACAAUUGCCCUGCCAUCAGCCCCCUGUACACCACCAGCCCCACCACCACCACCACCCAGAGCACUCCAACCUCCACCACAGUCACCACCUCCACCUCCACGGCCUACUCCUCCACCACGCUGCCCACCUCCUCAGAAACCACAUCGCAAACCUACACCAGCACCACCAGCCCCACGCCGACACCUACAAUAUACAUCCCCAGCGUGAGCUCCACCACCACCUACUCCACCACGGCCUGUGAACCCGAAGUCUGCUCCUGGAGCGAAUGGAUCGAUGUUGACGUCCCCUCCUCGGGGCCCAACCAGGGAGACUUUGAAACCUACCAGCGAAUCCGAGCUGCCGGCAUGGAAGUCUGUCAACAUCCAAAGGAAAUCGAGUGCCAGGCGGAGGACUACCCCGAGGUUCCCAUCCAAAACGUCGGACAGGUCGUGCAAUGCGACGUCCACUUUGGGCUGGUCUGCAAGAACGAGGACCAGACUGGCAAAUUUAAGAUGUGCCUCAACUACAGGAUCCGCGUCCGCUGCUGCCGGCCAAACUACAAUUGCCCUGCCAUCAGCCCCCUGUACACCACCAGCCCCACCACCACCACCACCCAGAGCACUCCAACCUCCACCACAGUCACCACCUCCACCUCCACGGCCUACUCCUCCACCACGCUGCCCACCUCCUCAGAAACCACAUCGCAAACCUACACCAGCACCACCAGCACUACCAGCCCCACGCCGACACCUACAAUAUACAUCCCCAGCGUGAGCUCCACCACCACCUACUCCACCACGGCCUGUGAACCCGAAGUCUGCUCCUGGAGCGAAUGGAUCGACGUCGACGUCCCCUCCUCGGGGCCCAACCAGGGAGACUUUGAAACCUACCAGCGAAUCCGAGCUGCCGGCAUGGAAGUCUGUCAACAUCCAAAGGAAAUCGAGUGCCAGGCGGAGGACUACCCCGAGGUUCCCAUCCAAAACGUCGGACAGGUCGUGCAAUGCGACGUCCACUUUGGGCUGGUCUGCAAGAACGAGGACCAGACUGGCAAAUUUAAGAUGUGCCUCAACUACAGGAUCCGCGUCCGCUGCUGCCGGCCAAACUACAAUUGCCCUGCCAUCAGCCCCCUGUACACCACCAGCCCCACCACCACCACCACCCAGAGCACACCAACCUCCACCACAGUCACCCCCUCCACCUCCACGGCCUACUCCUCCACCACGCUGCCCACCUCCUCAGAAACCACAUCGCAAACCUACACCAGCACCACCAGCCCCACGCCGACACCUACAAUAUACAUCCCCAGCGUGAGCUCCACCACCACCUACUCCACCACGGCCUGUGAACCCGAAGUCUGCUCCUGGAGCAAAUGGAUCGACGUCGACUUCCCCUCCUCGGGGCCCAACCAGGGAGACUUUGAAACCUACCAGCGAAUCCGAGCUGCCGGCAUGGAAGUCUGUCAACAUCCAAAGGAAAUCGAGUGCCAGGCGGAGGACUACCCCGAGGUUCCCAUCCAAAACGUCGGACAGGUCGUGCAAUGCAACGUCCACUUUGGGCUGGUCUGCAAGAACGAGGACCAGACUGGCAAAUUUAAGAUGUGCCUCAACUACAGGAUCCGCGUCCGCUGCUGCCGGCCAAACUACAAUUGCCCUGCCAUCAGCCCCCUGUACACCACCAGCCCCACCACCACCACCACCCAGAGCACUCCAACCUCCACCACAGUCACCACCUCCACCUCCACGGCCUACUCCUCCACCACGCUGCCCACCUCCUCAGAAACCACAUCGCAAACCUACACCAGCACCACCAGCACUACCAGCCCCACGCCGACACCUACAAUAUACAUCCCCAGCGUGAGCUCCACCACCACCUACUCCACCACGGCCUGUGAACCCGAAGUCUGCUCCUGGAGCGAAUGGAUCGAUGUUGACGUCCCCUCCUCGGGGCCCAACCAGGGAGACUUUGAAACCUACCAGCGAAUCCGAGCUGCCGGCAUGGAAGUCUGUCAACAUCCAAAGGAAAUCGAGUGCCAGGCGGAGGACUACCCCGAGGUUCCCAUCCAAAACGUCGGACAGGUCGUGCAAUGCGACGUCCACUUUGGGCUGGUCUGCAAGAACGAGGACCAGACUGGCAAAUUUAAGAUGUGCCUCAACUACAGGAUCCGCGUCCGCUGCUGCCGGCCAAACUACAAUUGCCCUGCCAUCAGCCCCCUGUACACCACCAGCCCCACCACCACCACCACCCAGAGCACUCCAACCUCCACCACAGUCACCACCUCCACCUCCACGGCCUACUCCUCCACCACGCUGCCCACCUCCUCAGAAACCACAUCGCAAACCUACACCAGCACCACCAGCACUACCAGCCCCACGCCGACACCUACAAUAUACAUCCCCAGCGUGAGCUCCACCACCACCUACUCCACCACGGCCUGUGAACCCGAAGUCUGCUCCUGGAGCGAAUGGAUCGACGUCGACGUCCCCUCCUCGGGGCCCAACCAGGGAGACUUUGAAACCUACCAGCGAAUCCGAGCUGCCGGCAUGGAAGUCUGUCAACAUCCAAAGGAAAUCGAGUGCCAGGCGGAGGACUACCCCGAGGUUCCCAUCCAAAACGUCGGACAGGUCGUGCAAUGCGACGUCCACUUUGGGCUGGUCUGCAAGAACGAGGACCAGACUGGCAAAUUUAAGAUGUGCCUCAACUACAGGAUCCGCGUCCGCUGCUGCCGGCCAAACUACAAUUGCCCAGCCAUCAGCCCCCUGUACACCACCAGCCCCACUACUACUACUACAUUUCUACCUUUCUUUACCAGCCCUCUUUCUCCAUCUGUAUCCACACCGUGUUUUUGUAAAAUUGGCGAUUCUAUUUUUUCACCUGGUGAUUUGAUUUACAACAAAAUGGAUAGUGAUGGAUGCAGAUUUUACGCUGUCUGUAGUCCAACAUGUACAGUUGAACGACACACUGGAUAUUGUAACAUCACUACUCCUUUAACCACUACUUCACCCGAAUGGUCUACCAUAACAACAUCAGUUCCUCUUCCUACCACUUCUGAAAUACUUCCAUUUCAUGGCUGUGUUUCUGCUACUUACCCUGCCCUACAGCCUGGACAAAGAUACAAAUUAUCCAACUGUACAGAACUCAUCUGUAAGGGAGACAACAAGGUAGAAGUAAUUCCAACACACUGCCCACCUGUAAGGGAAAUUACCUGUGCUAACAAAUAUCCGGCAAUACUGGUACCUGAUGAGAACGGCUGCUGUUACCAUUACGAGUGUCAAUGUGUGUGCAGUGGAUGGGGUGAUCCUCAUUAUAUUACUUUUGAUGGAACCUACUAUACUUUCCUUGAAAACUGCACUUACGUCCUGGUGAAACAGAUUGUACCUAAAUAUGACAACUUCCGUGUUUACAUUGACAAUUAUUACUGUGAUGCAAAAGAUGGACUUUCCUGCCCUAAAUCGAUUAUUAUUUUCUACAAAACUGCAGAAGUGGUGCUGACCCGUAAACUCAUGAAUGGUGUGAUGACCAACGUGAUGUACUUCAACCAAAAGAUCAUCAAACCAGGCUUCAAAAAGGAUGGCAUUUAUUUCUCCAGACUUGGCAUCAACAUGAUUGUUGAAAUACCAGAGAUAGGUGCAACUAUCACCUUUAGUGGGCUGAUUUUCUCUGUGAAACUCCCAUACAGCAAAUUUGGCAACAAUACUGAAGGACAGUGUGGAACAUGUACAAAUAAUAAAUCAGAUGAAUGCCGUUUACCAAGUGGUGAGAUAAUUUCUUCCUGUCCCCAAAUGGCUCACCACUGGAUUGUUGAUAACAACAAGUCAUGCCAUGGAGUACCAAUACCACCAGUUGUAACCACGCCUUCACCAAAACCUCACUGUGAAACACCUCGUCUCUGCAAGCUUAUCUGGAGCGAGAUUUUUGCAGAAUGCCGUGCCGUGAUACCACCAGAACCAUUUUUCAAAGGCUGUGUUUUUGAUGGGUGUCGCAUAGCCGAUGAAUCCAUGCAGUGUUCCAGUUUGGAAAUAUAUGCCACAGAAUGUGCUGCUAGAGGUGUCUGUGUUGACUGGAGAGGAAAGACCAAUAAUACAUGCCCAUACAACUGUUCAAGAGGCAUGGUAUACAAGCCAUGUGGGGCCAUUAAUCCUGCUACCUGUGAACCAAGCCUUGUUGAGCUUCCUGGCUAUGGAGUAACUGAAGGAUGUUUCUGUCCUGAAGGAAAGACACUCAUGAGUGAAGACAGCAACAUUUGUGUCUCUGAAUGCUCCUGUAGAGAACCAAAUGGAGUAUCCAGAUGGCCAGGAGAAAAAUGGACAAAAGACUGCCAGGAAUGUUUUUGUGACAAGAAUACUCUUAAAGUGCACUGUACAAAACACAAAUGUUCUCUGACACAGAAAGUAUUUUGUGAUGAACCAGGAUACAUGCCUGUUAAGAUACAGAUACCAGAAGAUCCAUGCUGUACUAGGACUGAGUGCUACUGCAACACUAGCCUCUGCCCUGAGGUCACACCACAGUGCUUAGAGGGACAGGAAGCAGUCACAAUAAUGCAGCUUGGAAAAUGCUGUCCUACCAUUGAAUGCAGACAUGGCUGUAUAGUCAAUGAAACCUACUAUGCACCUGGAGCCAUCAUUCCAUCAGGCCCCUGUGAAGAAUGCACCUGCUCUGAAUCCUCUUACUCAGGCUCUCACCAUGCUACUGUCAAGUGCGAGCCUGUUAUCUGUGACACAUACUGCCCAGCGGGUUACAAGUAUACAAAGAAACCUGGACAGUGCUGCGGCACCUGCAAAGCAGCAGCUUGCGUAAUGACUGUGGGAGAAAACAUUACACGUGUGCUUCAAGUUGGAGAAUUCUGGAACCCACCUGGUGAGAACUGUACAACUUAUACAUGUGAAAAACAUGAUGACCAGUUCAUUCAAGUUGUCUUCCAGAAAAGCUGUCCUCCCUUUAACCCUGAUGACUGUGAUCCAGAUGACAUCAAGCUAUCUGAUGAUGGCUGUUGUAAAGAGUGCCAAGCAAAACUGAAGAGUUGUAUGAAGCACAAUACUACUACUGUCAUCCAAUAUCAUGGAUGCAUAUCUCCUGCACCUGUUGAGAUGACAUACUGUGAAGGCAGCUGUGAUGCUUACUCACGAUAUUCUGCAGAGGCGAACAUGAUGGAACAUAAAUGCUCAUGUUGUCAGGAAAUCAAGACCAGCCAAAGAAGGGUGACUCUGACGUGCAGUGAUGGAACCUACCUUGAUCACUCAUACACCUACGUGGAGAAAUGCAGCUGUGUGACCGCUGAGUGCAUUGCCCAAGUCAGCACCCAACAGGCAACAAAACAGAUAAAGGCCUCUCAGGAACAAGGAAAUGUCUAAAAUUAGAAAUAGAGUGAAGAAGUCAAACAAGGGUUGAACAUAAAACUAGUAACAAAACUUUGAAAAAAAUACAAAAGUGUGAAAAGCAGCUAAAAUUUUGGAUGAACAGGUGACAUUCUCUGCAUACAAACUCAAUACGUCUGUCUACAUUUUUUCAGUUUUCAUUACCAAUAUAUCUCCCAUUGUUUUUCAUGUCUUUUCUUUUAAACCUUGAGAUGUACAGCAUAAAAUGUCAUUUGGACAUUUUCUGGGAGCUUGUUUGUCUUGUGAGAAGUGCUGCACCAUUAGACUGAGAGCUGGAUUUACACUUCCAGAGUCUAUAAUGAGAACAAUAUUCUUUUCUGGCUUGAAGCUUGCCUGUGGUGGCACGAAGUAGGCACUUGACAAUAUUUCCAUUGACAUAAACUGACAUUUUUGGUAACAUUUUCAUUCCAGAUCAUUGAGAAAAAUCAAAAGCUAAAGUCCAGAAAAUAACAAACAACAAACCCCAAGGAAAACCGUACCUCUCUGUUUCUUUAUUUUUAUUUUUGCAUUGAAGAAAACAGACUGCAGAAAGUCAUACUUUCUCAGAAUUAUAAACGUCAAGAUUUUGAAUAAUUUAUGAUAGGCAUAUUUCCCUAUAUAUUCUCAUGAGAAGAAGAAAGAAGUCCUAUCAUGUGAAGCUGCUGUGCACUACUCUUUGUUUACAUAACACCAUCAGCAUAGUAACUGUAUGAAAAUAUGGAUUUUUUUUUUGUUUGUGCUUAAUUGUUUACAGAAGAAGUAUAUAUAUAUAUGUAAGUAUAUAUAUAUAUUUGCCAACAAGGGCAUAUGAAGGAUUUUUGUAAACAAAAGUUAAUAAUAAUAAUAAUAAUAAUAAUAAUAAUAAUAAUAAUAAUAAUAAUAAUAAUAAUGUAAAUUCUUUCCUAGGAAGCUUUUAAAGCUGAACCAUUGCUAUUUAUUUUGUUUAUGGAAAAUUGAUUUAUUGGGUCAUUUCUUUCAGAAUUAAUAUUAUCCCAUUUCUUAGUCAUAUUAUCUGGGUGUGGUAUAUUUUCUUCUUCUAUUUCAUUUUGCAAUAUUGUUUUUUGUUCUUUAUGACAAAAAGUAAUAGUGAUUAAUAAAUUUCA
Molecule: messenger RNA, 21024 nt
Organism: Columba livia (rock pigeon)
Lineage: Eukaryota; Metazoa; Chordata; Aves; Columbiformes; Columbidae
Product: mucin-5AC
Exons: 49
Coding region: 59-19918 (6619 amino acids)
Cellular component (GO): extracellular matrix
Molecular function (GO): protein binding
Source: RefSeq, a predicted model, not a curated record